This is a messenger RNA of Octopus bimaculoides (California two-spot octopus), 2628 nucleotides long. RefSeq names its product transcription factor A, mitochondrial. The record is from RefSeq and is a predicted model, not a curated record. Lineage: Eukaryota; Metazoa; Mollusca; Cephalopoda; Octopoda; Octopodidae.
UUUGGGGGAUAUAUAAAUUUAGAGUAAAACAACCCCCCCCCUUUACCCGCUCCCAUUUAUUACACUUGGUAUAACACUAGUGUAACAAUAAUUGGGUACCCUCCCAGCAGUAUAUUGGAUAGAAGCUAUCCCUUAGUGGGUUGAAUCCUCAACCCCUAACUCUCUUGCAUUAUAUAUAUAUAUAUAUAUACCGUUUGUAGAAAACAUAAAUCCGGAGAAGCACACUCUAAAAUGUACAGUAAUAUAUAUUAAAAAUGGGAAAGGCCGGUUUAUGGGAUUACCUUAGGUUUCCUGUCCAUAAAGGGUUUAGCUUUAUGGUGUAUCAUCAGACCCCAAAACCUGUUGGCCUAUGACCUCUUCAAAAUAUGGAAGAGGGAAACCUCGCAACUCAUAAAGAACGAAAGACAAAUUCAACCUCCGACGUAUUUGAACGUAGAGCGUAAAGUCGGAAUCAAGGUCGCUAUGUAUUUUGUCCGACAAUGCUAAGCAUUCUGUCAGCUUGCUGACUAAAAUAUAAGUUGUUUCCCUUGUAAGUAACCACAACAAUGGCGCUGAAAUUAAUUACAGCAUGCAGUACUCUCCGCUCGUCAACAAGACUAACCUUCAGCUGUUUUUCGAGACCUCUGGCUCGUUUAAGCGAAGACUCCAAUAUCGAUGUACCAAAACCACCAAAGAGACCAAUGAGUGCAUUCUUUGAAUUUGCAUUAAAAAACCGUCCAGCAGUUCUUGAAAACAACCCUGGAAUUGAUUCACAGGAAGUUAUUCGCAGAGUUUCACAGAUAUACAAGAACUUGCCAGAUUCAGAAAAACAGGUUCUUAGAGAACAGGCCCAAACUCGGUUGCAAGCCUACAAGGAACAAUAUGCUCAGUUUAGAGCUGAUUUAUCUGCUGAACAACUGACUGCUUUGAAGGAGUCUGUUUCCAAGAAGAAAGAGGAUCGAGCAAAGAGGAAAAAGAAGCUGUCUGAGCGGAAACAUGGCAGGCCACGAAGGCCAAUGAACUCCUAUGCUAUUUUUGUCCAAGCAUCAAAAGUUGAACGUGGAAAUCUUCCAUUUAUUGACUUUUCAAAGCAAUUAGCAAAUACCUGGAAAAAUUUGCCAAAAGAAGAAAAAGAGAUUUAUAAUGAAGAAGCUCGAUUGGAACGCGAGAAAUAUGCUGUACAAAUGAUGAACUGGGAAAAACUAAUGUUGGAAGAGGGACGUUUGGAUUUGAUUCGAGGCUACAGGAGACCAAGUAAAAAGGUUAAAAAAGUGAAAAAAGCCAAAAAGAAGAAGGUUGUAGUAAAAGCCAAAAAGGUUAAAAUUAGAAAAAGUAAGAGAGCAAAAAAAAAAUCAAAAUCCACAAAGACACCUAAAGUUGUAAGCCAAGAGCAAAGUUAAGAUUUACCAAUUAAAUCUUUAGCAUUUAAACCAGCCCAAAUAUUUUGCCUGUUUUAUGCUCAAACUGGCCAGAUCCGACCUCUCAUACCAAUCCCAUAUUCUGAAUAUAAGCAAUCACAUCAUCAGUAUCUUGAAGCUACAAGAUAACACACAAGUUAUUCAAUAUGAAUAAAUAAGCAUCACAUUUGACUGAGUAAUCUCAUCUUUUUUUUUCCAGUUUACUUUCUGUAAAAAUUGUUAUUGGCAGACAUUUACCUGGACACGUGUGUUUUUUCAUUCUUUAUUUAAUUAAUUUUUUUUUAAAUUUUAAUUUUAAUUGUUAUUGGCAGACAUUUACCUGGAUACGUGUGUUUUUUCAUUCUUUAUUUAAUUAUUUUUUUUUUUUUAAUUUUCAACUGUCAUUAUUUUGUCCAAAGUUAGCCCUUACUCAGCAGAUCUAUAAUCAAGCCAUGAAUAAUCUGCUCCAAGACAUCUAGGAAUACAUUAUCUGAGUCCUUUUUUAAAGAUGGCAGCAUGUGAUUUAAGGAUUUAAGAGAUCUAGCUGCUAUUUCUAGCAUGUUGCGUGACCACAUAGAGACUCCCUCACUGGUUUGAUGACUUAAAAAGAAAUUUUCUUCUUCAUGUAGAGCAGACUAUAAUCAAAGAUUUACCAUCCAUAACUAUUAUAUCUCUUAGACCAGAUUAGCCAAAGUAACCCUUCCAUUUUUGAGACGGCAGGGUCAAAUUUGAGGGAAAUUUGGCUGCUAUUUCUACUAGGUUGAAUGACAGUAUAGUGACUCUUUCACUGGUUUCAUGUUUUUUAUGAAUUUUUUUUUUGUGUGCGUGAUUUUCUGACAUUUUAUAAUGAAGCUGCUGUCAAAGAGACAGUAUGUGUGUGCCUUGUACUUGAAGUCUUUUUCUAACUUCCCAUCUUCAUCCAUAUGAUUUGUCAACACAUUCAGAUGGACUUGAAAGGUAAGAGUUUAGAAAAUGAACCCCAACAUUUCUUUCAUUGCCUUACUCCUUACCUCAGCUGAUGCUGUAUUUGGUUUCUGUUGUUCAUUCCAAAUCUGUAUUUUCUUUCCUGUCAAUUUGAAUGAAUGGGUUUUGUUCCCUCUAGAAGUGGAAAUUUCCAGUGUUUAGUAGCAUCAAGAUAAGUAAUUGACUUUUUGAGUACAGUGCAUGCUGUGGUACUCCUGUAUCUUAACUAGUUUUUGUGUACUUUACUGUCCUAAAAGAAAAUAAAAUUUGUAUAAAAAUAUCAAAUACA